Messenger RNA from Vigna angularis (adzuki bean), 1286 nucleotides. Its product is annotated as splicing factor U2af small subunit B. The transcript has 4 exons. Gene Ontology annotation, cellular component: U2AF complex; spliceosomal complex. Gene Ontology annotation, biological process: mRNA splicing, via spliceosome. The coding region runs from base 58 to 990 and encodes 310 amino acids. Gene Ontology annotation, molecular function: metal ion binding; pre-mRNA 3'-splice site binding. Lineage: Eukaryota; Viridiplantae; Streptophyta; Magnoliopsida; Fabales; Fabaceae. The record is from RefSeq and is a predicted model, not a curated record.
GAGAUAGCUGAGUGAAAGAGAAAAAAAGAGAAGCGAAACCCUAACCCUAACGGAGAGAUGGCGGAGCACUUGGCAUCGAUAUUCGGGACGGAGAAGGACAGGGUUAACUGUCCCUUCUACUUCAAGAUCGGCGCUUGCAGGCAUGGCGACCGGUGUUCACGGCUCCACACAAAGCCCACAAUCAGCCCAACGUUGGUUCUGUCGAACAUGUACCAGAGGCCCGACAUGAACAUGAACAUCAUCACCAACCCCAAUCAGCCCCAACCUCAAUCUCUCGACCCCGACAAGGUCCAGGAUCACUUCGACGACUUUUACGAAGAUCUAUUCGAGGAGCUCAGCAAGUACGGCCCUAUUCAGAGCUUGAAUAUCUGCGAUAAUCUCGCCGAUCACAUGGUUGGGAAUGUGUACGUUCAAUUCCGGGAAGAAGAUCAUGCUGCCAACGCCCUCAUGAAUCUUACCGGGAGAUUUUAUUCAGGUCGCCCAAUCAUUGUUGAUUUUUCCCCUGUAACGGAUUUUCGAGAAGCUACUUGUAGGCAGUAUGAGGAGAAUGUAUGCAAUCGGGGUGGCUACUGCAACUUCAUGCACCUGAAGAAGAUUAGCAGGGAUUUGAGAAGGAAAUUAUUUGGAAGGAAUAGGCGAUGGAAUGGCCGCAGUGGUAGCCGGAGCAGGAGCCCUCCAAGGAACCGUAACCAUGGGGAACAUUCACAUUCGGCCCGUAAUCCUAGUAGAAGAGAUUUUGAAAGGCCGCAUGGCCACCAUGGUAAGAGGCCUAGAAGCCGUAGUCCUCGGCAUAGAGUGGGAAAACGAAGUAGAAGUCCAGUGGGGAGGGAGGUCAGAGAAAGUAGUGCAGAAAGGAGAGCUAAGAUAGAGCAAUGGAACAGGGAGAAGGAGCAAGAGGAAACGGGUAACAAGAACAAUACGAAAAGCAAUGAUUAUCAAGAACGGAGUGAUGCACAGAAUGGCAGUGAAUCUGGUAACCAUCAGAUAUAGCAGCAACAACGUAGUUAUUUGGCUCAAGAUUUGGUAGUGUGGCAGGUAAUCUGUUUUGUGAUGUUUGCACCUACUUAGUGGAUUUAGUUGCCAUUGUUAUUCUAUUUGAAACUGUCAAUUUAGUGAUAUAACUUUGUAAUAUCCAUAGUAACAACAGUUCAAUUUUCUGCUUCAAUUGUAAUGUUCUGCAAAUGGAAGGGAGGAAGAAAUAUGGGAAAAGCGGCGAGUUUAACUUGUUGCAGGGAUGAAGCGAUACAUUUGAUAAAGUUCAGCUAUGAAUGUUUCAUAUUCUGUUA